UUUACAGUUGACAGAUUUGUCUGCUAACCGUUUUGAAGUGAGCAAUAAUGGAUUUCGAAAAGGGAUAUUUCAAUCCCAAAACCGGAGAGAAUCAUGGCAUUUUCGGAUACAAAUACUUAAAAUUUCAUCGUAUGAGAGAUUGUAAAUGGGCCGCUGGCGAUAAAAUGAUACAGUAUGUCGGAAUGCGGAAAAUCUACGAACGCAGCAGGAAGCUCGAAACUCUUAGAACUAUUAUGAAGAGGAAAAGUAAGCAAGCUCAUGCUCGGGAUGUGAAAAAAUCAUUGAAAGAUGAUAUAGGGUACUUGCAUACUGCAACUGUUGGAGAUCAUCAAUUGGUUAAAAAUAUUUUCCAAAAUCAUCGAGAUGUACAGAGAGCAUAUCAUCCAUUAUUGAUAGAGAAAAUUGUCGAGAAAAUUGACCAGAGAACUUUUGCCAAACGGAAAAACCUAGACCAAUUGGUGAACAAACUUGAAGCACUGAGCAGUGCCUACGAAAAUGAAGUGAUCAAGGUUGCAGAAUUGCAGGACAGAACAAAAUUCACAGACCCUCAAGAACUCUACGAAGAGAUCGAGGCAAAGCGCUAUGAACUUGAAUUGAGACAUUGUGCCACACGUGUCCGCACUACGGAUGCUGUAAAUCGAGCUUACUAUAAGAUUCUUAACACAAUGCUGAAGGAUUCAAUGUACUAUGACCCGGUUCUCAAUGCUUUACAAGAAGAUCUCGAAGAACAAAAGCGUUUUAUUUUAAAAGCUAUAGGAAAAGGUAGACCAUCGAUGAAGAACGUUAAAAGUUUACGUUUGGAAUUUCAGAUGCUGGAGAAACAAACUAACAAUGAAAUGGCCGCUCGGUUUAAAACUCUCAUGGAACAUCGAAAUAUUGUUGCAAGUAAUACUGUGAAAAUUAAAACAUUCGUAAGGCGAGAUAGUGAUUUCGAUGUGAAUCCAUCGCGUUACGAUAGAGAUACAACCAGCAUGGCAGAUCUUAAGACCCAAAUGGAUGAGAUUGAAAAGAUCUUGAAACAAUUGAAAAAUGCAACAUCGACUGGAAAACCGAAAGAAAUUUAUCCAAGAGUUAAACAACAAGAAACGGAUUGUAUAAAAAUGGAAUCGAACUUAGUAAGACGUCAACACGAAACUAUCAUAGAACAACUCGAAACUGAUUCGGCUGAAUUGGACCGUGAGAAAUUAGCAAAUGAUUUCACACCAGAAGAAAUACGUUUCACAGUCGCAUAACGGAUUAUAAAAAUUUACAAAAUAAAAUAGACGCAGAGAAAGCCAAGCAAGCAAAAUUGAUGGAGGAAAUGAAAACUCAAACUGACAUUACUAAU
Messenger RNA from Uranotaenia lowii, 1327 nucleotides. RefSeq lists its product as uncharacterized. The transcript is spliced from 9 exons. The coding region runs from base 48 to 1232 and encodes 394 amino acids. Lineage: Eukaryota; Metazoa; Arthropoda; Insecta; Diptera; Culicidae. The record is from RefSeq and is a predicted model, not a curated record.